AUGCGCGCUUCGGAACCGGGGUCGUUCCAGGCUGGAUCGAACGGCCCCGUUGCCGCCCUUUCUGGCCCCUCGCGGCCCCUUCGCGGCCCUCCCGCUGCCCUUCACUGCGGCCCCGUCGCCCUUCGCUGCGGCCCCGCCGCCCUCAGCUGCGGCCCCGUCGCCGCCCUCACUUGCGGCCCGUCGCCGCCCUCAUCUGCGGCCCCGUCGCCGCCCUCACCUGCGGCCCGUCGCCGCCCUCACCUGCGGCUCGUCGCCGCCCUCACCUGCGGCCCCAACGCCGCCCUCAGCUUCGGCCCCGUCGCCACCCUCACUUGCGGCCCGUCGCCGCCCUCGGUUGCGGCCCCGCCGCCCUCACCUGCGGCCCCGUCGCCUACCUAUGGCCCCGCCCACUUGCGGCCCCGACCCCGCCCCGGCCAUGCCCCGUCGCCAGCUGCGGCACACCGGGGGCACGUGCACCGCCCCCCCCCCCCUUUUCCCGUCACCUGUCGAGGCGACCUGAGGGGGGCCGCGGCGACCUGGAAGGGGGGGGCAGGCGUCGCCCCCUCUGCCGCCUGCUUUGGCGCCCGGGGAGGCCCAUUCUGCGUGCGUGCAAGCAUGGACGGGUACGACGUGCGUUAUGGCCGGACGUAUAGUCGGCAUGAGCAGGAUCGCUCACGGCGCGGACACUCCCGCGAGCGUGGGCGGUCGCUGGAGCGGUCUCCGCGGAGGCCAGAUCGAUCGCCGCGAAGGCCUGCCUUUCGGGCGGAUCAGGUGCCUCUCGGGCAUGAACGCCGAGAGGAAGGAUCUGCACUAGGAAGAGCCGGCGGAUCGGAAUCGGCCAUGGUGAGGAGUGAUCCGUGGCGGACGGAAACGCGCCAUGGGGGUGGCGAUCUGGGAUAUCGCCAGGAGACGGGAGCGUAUCGCUCGCCGGAUGCAAGUUAUCGCCGUCGCGAAGAUCGGAGGCGCGGGCGAGGCUUGGAAGGACUGUUUUCGGGCCGAGAGGGAGACCUCAACGCUGGCGGAGUAGAAGAAAGCGACGCGGCGGACACCUCGCAGGAGUCCGAGCACGGCGAUGCGGCGGAGAACGGCGCCGACGGCUGGAAGGAGGACGUGAGCAAGCAGCGCGACGUGCCUGCAGAAGCAACAGAAGCAGAUCUCGCGCAGGCGAGCGUGGCGGCAGAGACAAGCGCGGUGGAGGCGGACGGAACGAGUGGUGCUCGAAACCCGCCGCGCAACGGAGAGGAGCGUGGCAGCGAGAGGCGUAGCAGCAGCUCGCGCUCUCCAGAUUUGCGUCAGCAAUGCGACGCGGGAUGCGGCGACGGCGUGCGCUCGCCAGAUCACCGGCGCACUUGUGAUGGGGGGCGCGGCGACGGCAUGCGCUCGCCAGAUCCGCGGCGCACUCGUGAUGGGGGACGCGGCGACGGCGUGCGCUCGCCAGAUCCGCGGCGCACUCGUGAUGGGGGACGCGGCGACGGCAUGCGCUCGACAGAUCCGCGGCGCACUCGUGAUGGGGGACGCGGCGAUGGUGUGCGCUCGCCAGAUCCGCGACGCACUCGUGAUGGGGGAAGCGGCGACGGCGUGCGCUCGCCAGAUCCGCGGCGCACUCGUGAUGGGGGACGCGGCGACGGCGUGCGCUCGCCAGAUCCGCGGCGCACUCGUGAUGGGGGACGCGGCGACGGCAUGCGCUCGCGAGAUCCGUGGCCGCUGCAUGAGAGGAGACACGGAAGUGGAUACCACUCGCCAGAUUCGAGGCAACACCGGGACACCGGGGAGGCGGAUAUCGCUCACCGCAUCGGCGGCAGAGCAGGGAUGGGAGGCGCGGUGGUGGGUCUCGAUCGCCUGGCCGGUAUUGGCAGCACGACGGAAGAUGUGCCGGACAGGGAGGGCGGGAGCAACAUGGCGAUAGAGAAGAAAGCAGUGGGCUGGUGCACAGCCUGGAGCGAGCCAAGGAAGCAAGGGAGGGCCUACAGCGGGCAAAAGGAAGGGGAGCAUCAGGGAGAUCGGUGGGAGGGCCGAGCGAGGCAUGGGGAGAAGGAAGGGGAGGCACGGCCGUGGGCAUGA
This is a messenger RNA of Closterium sp. NIES-65, 2040 nucleotides long. The record is from the annotation of a GenBank genome assembly. Lineage: Eukaryota; Viridiplantae; Streptophyta; Zygnematophyceae; Desmidiales; Closteriaceae.